This is a messenger RNA of Colletotrichum karsti, 1278 nucleotides long. RefSeq lists its product as uncharacterized. Gene Ontology annotation, cellular component: RNA polymerase I core factor complex. The transcript has a single exon. Gene Ontology annotation, molecular function: TBP-class protein binding; RNA polymerase I core promoter sequence-specific DNA binding. NCBI's taxonomy places the organism in Eukaryota, Fungi, Ascomycota, Sordariomycetes, Glomerellales, Glomerellaceae. Gene Ontology annotation, biological process: nucleolar large rRNA transcription by RNA polymerase I. The record is from RefSeq and is a predicted model, not a curated record. Bases 1 to 1278 code for a protein of 425 amino acids.
AUGAACCUGCAACAAACCCGCAAAAGAUCAGCCUCAGCUAUGUCCAUGAGCGACAGCCAAGACAGCCAUAAACCCCAUUUGCCUAAAGACUCCAUCAAUCCGCUCAGCCAUACUCCCUCAGUUCUCACCCAACUCCGUCUCGCGGGACUGGCAGAUGCAGACCAGCCACCCUCCUUUGAACAGUCCAAAUUCCCGCACCGCGCGUGGCGUGACGCGAACGCAUCAACCAGGCGAGGGCCUGCCACGGCAGUGAAGCCUCUAGAGAGCGACAGCGACGAGCAGGAUGACCAGCAAGACGAUGGCAGCGGCUUGAGGCGCCGUUCGCGGAAAAAAGACGGCGAGAAAAAAACCAAAUACGCGUCGGAGAAAUCCCAUUUCAGGCCCCUCGUCAGAGCCAUUUACGGUUUCCUGGACAAUGGGGACGUCCCCAACGCAAAGCGCGCCUUCGGCAUCCUCACUAGAUCGCAUGUUUACGGCAAACCGGUCGACCUCAGACGAAACAACUACUGGGCACUAGGCGCCGAGAUACUCAUGCGCGAAGGCGGCGGCGUGGCUGCACACAGCCAAGAGGCCGAGGCCGAGGCGUACCCUGCGGAGAACAUUCCCCGCGUGCGUGAGUAUUUCCAAGACCUCAUUCAGCGGUACCCGUACAACUUCAAGUGGCGCAAGGCUAUCUCGGCCGUCGACUUCUGGCCGGCUCUUUUAAGCUACGAGGUGUACCAGUUACACGUGCGGCAGACUGCGUCGCUCCGCCGGCUGGAACACGAGGCUGAGGACUGGGAAGAUGAUUCUUUCCAGGAAAAUUCUGUAGGCAGUGGUCACGACGGGCUGACGAUGGACGAUUCCGAGCUCGUCGCCGAAGGUCCAGCCUGGCAUUCUCAUGCUCGGGACAGGCGGCUACGCCAGGCGAAGGACCAGAUCAGGCUACGAGCACUGGACGGCCUGCGGGAGGUGGCUGGACGUAUGGACGACCUGCUCGAGGAUCGGCCUUAUUCGACCAACCCAGAGCUUCUAAGAUUGAGGGGAAUGGUGUCGUUGUAUAUCGGCGACUUGCUCAUCCCUGCGUACACUGAGAAGGAGGGCCAGGUCGAGGAGGCCACGGCACGACGCGGCGCAGAGAACAACAACGCACGAAACAGCUUUCAGAGGAUGAUGGAACAUGGAGGUCGACCGGACACUCUUAUUCAGCAGAUACUGGCACCUGCCGGGGAGGGCCAUCUUCCAAUAUUGCCACUGUUUUCCUCGCUGCCCAUCAGAGAGUAUGGAACAGCGAGCUAG